Messenger RNA from Cadophora gregata, 948 nucleotides. RefSeq lists its product as uncharacterized. NCBI's taxonomy places the organism in Eukaryota, Fungi, Ascomycota, Leotiomycetes, Helotiales, Ploettnerulaceae. Bases 1 to 948 code for a protein of 315 amino acids. The transcript has 5 exons. The record is from RefSeq and is a predicted model, not a curated record.
AUGUCUGCCAAGAAAGUCCUUGUUGUCUUUGGUGUCACAGGUAACCAAGGAGGUUCCGUUGUCAACUUGAUUCUCGGAGAUCCAAGCAUUUCAGAGCAGUUUGAAAUCCACGGUGUCACACGAGAUCCAACAAAGCCAACCGCAAUUGCGCUCGCUGAAAGAGGAGUUACACUUCUUAAGGCCAAUCUCGAUGACAAGGAGUCCCUGAGAGCAGCAUUUAAGGAUGCCCAUACAGUGUUCGCAGUCACCAACUGGCAAGAAGUCUUGGACAAGGAAAGGGAAAUCCAGCAGGGAAAGAACAUUGCCGAUAUUGCGAAGGAGCUCAAUGUCCAGCAUCUCAUCUGGAGCAGUCUGCCAAAUGUCACCAGAAUUACCGAAGGUAAAAUAACUGGCGUCCUCCACUUCGACAGUAAAGCCAUCAUCGAAGACCACAUCCGCAGCCUCGCCAUCCCCGCAACAUUCCUCCAACUUGGCGUCUUCAUGGAACAGCUCCCCCUCAUGCUAGUCCCCACUUCCUCCAACACACAAAGCUACAAACUUUUCGCACCUAUUUCUACCAGUCUCAAGAUCCCGCUCAUCUCUGUGCAAGCCGACACGGGAAAAUACGUCAGAUCCAUUAUCUUGAAUCGCGAGAAGAUGCUAGGUAAAGUGGUAAUGGGUGGGGUGAAGGAAUAUACCGUGCAGGAGGCGGCUAAGAUUAUGGCUGCUAUUGGCGGGGUAGAUGUUGUGGAUGAUACGUGUACUUAUGAGGAGUACCAAAAGAUGUUGAUGGGAUUUGGACUGCCAGAGUUCGUAGCGGCUGAUAUGACAGAGAAUAUGAAGUAUUUUACAGAGUAUGGAUUCUUUGGAGGCCAGAAUGUUGAAGAUGACCAUUCGGUUUUGUCCGAGAAGCUUGAGAGCUUGGAGGAGUGGGUUGCCAAGAGUCCUCAAAUUGCUGCCAUGAAGUAA